AUGGGUUCAGAUACAGAAUUCGGUGCUAUGCCCCCGCCACCCACGGCACCUUAUACGACAGAUACCAAUCCAGGCAUGAUCAACGAGACACAAAAUACGCAGAUAUUAGAUAUACCGGCAGAGAGUGUUACAUUUUUACGGGAAGGACUGGAUAACAAUGUCUUCAUACCGUCUAUGACCUAUGCAUCUAGUUCAAGCGAACUGUCGUCGGUAUCCUCAAUAUCUACCCACGAGGGCCACAAUUCAACGAUGAUCGCAUGUGGUGAGGGACCAAAUAUCAAGGCAAAGGAGUUUAAUAUAGCGGCAGCAAAACCUGAGCUCCCGUUGAAAUAUUCAAACUCUCUCACGGGUUGGAGAAAUAUCGCACCCGCUCCUCCAUCCCCUGCAACCGCGCUGUCACCAUCUACGGCCACCAUUGCUCCAGGUUUUACUAUAGGGGCCACUUCGAGCACAGUGGGGUCUACAGUACCCAUUGUGUCAACACCAAAAGCAAACCUCUCUAAACCAAUAUCACGGCGUCGUAGAACAACUGGAGGCGCGAAGCAACGAAAUUCUCGAAAAUCUGGCAGAUAUGGCGACCGUAAUGACGACGAGGGGGUUAUUAAAGCGGAGGACACAGGCUCAGAUGAGUCCUCCGACGCUCAGCUAACAACUACACAGACAAAAUCAGGACGCCAGAUCCACAGGCCAACUAUGUUCACUCCGGAGCAGGUCCAGAAAAAAUCUGUUAGUCCCGAUACGAAUCAUCAACAACCUCCACGGAAACGAAGAAGAGUGUACCGCAAAGGCAAAGAAGUUAAUGUGGUAUGUCUUCGCUGUGAUAGAGGACAUAGUCCAAGAUGUAAUGCUAUCGUGUUCUGUGACGAUUGCAACGCACCUUGGCAUCAGUUUUGCCAUGAUCCGCCGAUUGGAGAUGAUGUUGUCUCCGUGAAGAACAAGGAGUGGUUUUGCGGAGAAUGUCGACCUAUCGAUACGUCUCUUGAUCUAACCCUCAAGCCAAAUGGACAAACUCGCGAACAGAAUGGUCUACGCACGUCGAUUUCACCGUCUAUGCAAACAAGCGGGCCACAAACCCCUACAUUACUUGCGGGAUCUCAACUUAGUCGUGUAGAGAAAAGGAGCUACCUUUCCAGUUUAUCUCGUGCUGCUCUAGUCAAUCUACUUGUCGAUAUAUCAGACUCCAGACCAGAUAUCCCUAUAUUCCCUGCAAAUCUGAAUGAACUCAACACAGCAUCUUUUAGCUCCAGCGCGUCGACGGUAUCAUCCUCAACCGUUCCAAACGGAUCGGCUGGGGGUUCGCAACAAUGUAAGAUAUUGGGACAGGCCACAACAUCAACUCCACCGUCGUCGAAAUGGCCGUCUGAAAGCAUUCCCGCUAGCACGAGGAAUGGUAUCGGAGAGAAUAGCGAUGAAGAGGAAGUAGAAGAACACCGUUUAUAUCCAAAACCAGGCAACGGGUUCCGACUUCCUCCUGAUUCUGAAGAUAUUGACAUGCUUCUCGAGGACCCGUCUAGCACCACUUUCAGUCAUGCACUUCAUGGGUCUGCUAAGGCGGUGGCGGAAAGCAGUCACAUACAGGUCGUUGGUGGGAUAGCUUAG
Molecule: messenger RNA, 1599 nt
Organism: Trichophyton rubrum CBS 118892
Lineage: Eukaryota; Fungi; Ascomycota; Eurotiomycetes; Onygenales; Arthrodermataceae
Exons: 1
Coding region: 1-1599 (532 amino acids)
Biological process (GO): regulation of DNA-templated transcription; chromatin organization
Cellular component (GO): nucleus
Molecular function (GO): chromatin binding; DNA binding
Source: RefSeq, a predicted model, not a curated record